GAGACCAGCGGUCACGUUUCACGUUUCACAGUUCUAUGAGCGGGUUUUCCAGAGAUCUGAGAAAUACGUAACUUACUAGAGAUCGAAGCAAUCAAAUAACAAUCCCAUAUCCAGGCCAUUUUUUUUACGUGCUCGCGAGUGGUAUUUAAACAAAAGUUCCCGGAGUGUCAAACAUGACCCCCUAAAAACCCGCAUAGUAUGAAACAGCCAGUCAAAAUGUACACCAACCAGAUCCUGCUUUUGAUUUCGGCCGUGGUCAUGACCUCGGCCAGCAAUCCUAGCCAGAACGGCCCGGUGGCAGCCGGCCCGAAUGGAUUACAGUGCCAGCCCAUCGCCGUUUCCGCCUGCCAAGGUCUUGGCUACAACAUGACCGCAUUGCCCAACCUGGCAGGUCACACCAAUCAGCUGGAGGCUGAGCUCCAGAUUGCCAAACUGGUGCCCCUAAUAGAGUCUGGUUGCUCUCGUCGGGCUCGCUUUUUGCUUUGCUCGUCGCUGUUUCCGCUCUGCACGCCGGACGUGCCACGCCCCGUUACCGCCUGCAAAUCGCUGUGCGAAACCGUUAGAGGCGAGUGUACGGAGAAUGCUUCGCCGCAACUGAUGGAGCUGUGGCCAGCGUUCCUGAACUGCGACGGUCUGCCGCAACCGGAGAAGCACGAGCUAUGCAUGCAGAUUCCUCAGGAAGUGGCUGCUGCAGGUGGUCCCAGUGGCCCGCCCACUAGCAGUGCAGCCAGUGUCGAAGACCACCCACAGACGUAUCGCUUCUGGAAAAGCGGAGCACCACCUGCACCUGGUGUGGGCGGCGUCUUGUGCCCGCAAAACUUUAGCGGAAGUCCCUUUAACCCGGAGGAGUGUGUACCCCAGUGCCAGCGGGACGCCUUCCACACCAGCGCCCAGAAGAAGAUGUCGGAGAGCUUGAUCCUCGGCCUGUCUGCUGUGUGCUUUGUCCUGACCUUGUUCGCCCUUGUGACGUUCUGGGCGGAACCCACCCGGUUUGGCUACCCCGAGAGACCCGUGCUCUUCCUGUGCCUAUGCUACAACCUGUUCAGCGUGUGCUAUCUGGAGCGCAUUGUGUUCCACAACCAGGCCCGGAUGCAGGACGUCCAGGUGCAGGGACGACUAAUGCGACCGGCCUGUUUGCUGACGCCUCCCUGCCUGGCCUCCUACAUAACUACCUCUUAUUUGAGCCUGUGCGCCGCAAGCUGGUGGCUGAUCUUCACCCUGUGCUUCUACCUCUCCUCCCACAAGAAGUGGUCUAGCGAAGCGCUGGAGAAGAGAUCCGGUCUCUUUCAUGUCCUGGCCUGGGUACCCCCACUGGCUCCGCCCAUUGCCGCGCUGCUCCUGGAGAAGGUGCGCCCAAGCGAGCUAACUGGCAUGUGCUAUGCUCCGGGAUUUGUGGAGCUGCCCGCAUUGGUCCUUCUUCUACUUGGAUUGUACUUCACCCUGAGGGCCUCUAGAUCCUUGCUUUCCCUGCAGCAGCAGCUCCAGCCCACCCUGGCACACCACCGCUUCGGACAGAUCAGGAAGCGUUUCGUAGUAUUCUCCCUGCUGUACUUUGCACCCACGGCAGCCGGCGUGGUGGCGGCUCUUUGCGAGCGGUACGCCGAUUCUGUGCCCAGUUGCUCCACGCCCGAAGAUUGCCUUUCGCCCACUCCGUUAAGUGCUUGGCCAGCCUUGGUCAGGAUAUUCUUUCAACUGGUGGGCGGAACCUUGACCGGACUGUGGGUCUGGUCGCGCAAGACCUGCGAGAGCUAUAGAAAUCGGUUGGCGACCAGCGGUACGCCCACCUCCUCGCUGAUGAACCAAAGCAAGUCGGCCGGAGCCCUGCCCAAGAAGCAUUUGUAUACCAGUGGGAAGUCCAGUGGAGGGAUUACUCCCCUCUAUGCAGGCAUCAGCUUCCACAAUGUACCCGUCUGCAAUCCCAACCAGUCCAGAGUUUAGAGGGAUCCUUUCAUCUUUCAGGUGCUGUGGAUAAAUCUCUAGCAGUUGGAAUAUUCUCUCAUGCAGACACCCCCUACUCUAUUGUAUAUAGGAAAUCCAUAUUCAUCCGCUCCUUCUGUAGUCCUAGAAUGCUCUAAGCUCUGAUCUAAGUACAGGAUGGACUGUACGUCUAGUUCGUAAGCCUGAAAUGUGUUAAUAGCUUUAAAGUCGCCUUGCCUCCAGCCACCCAUCACCUCCAGUUCUUAUUAGUAGUUCUUUAGCUAAUCCUAAGUCUGUAAAUAGAGCAAAUGUUUUUUUUGUACUUUAAUUAUGGUAUUUAAAUAGUUUUAAAAUUGUCAACAGAUUUAGUUUCAUAAUCCAAUAUAUUGUGAAUAUUUGAAGUGAA
Messenger RNA from Drosophila eugracilis, 2323 nucleotides. RefSeq names its product frizzled-3. Gene Ontology annotation, molecular function: Wnt-protein binding; Wnt receptor activity. The record is from RefSeq and is a predicted model, not a curated record. Gene Ontology annotation, cellular component: plasma membrane. Gene Ontology annotation, biological process: canonical Wnt signaling pathway; non-canonical Wnt signaling pathway. The transcript has 2 exons. Bases 199 to 1938 code for a protein of 579 amino acids. Lineage: Eukaryota; Metazoa; Arthropoda; Insecta; Diptera; Drosophilidae.